UUUCAGCUUCCUUGGCAACGUGAGGCUUUUUUUAUAGCUACAUUUUGUUAGCAUGUCUUCAAGAAUGUUUGAUUUUAGUGCAUAGAUAAAUGCACAUGUGAGUAAUUCGUCUCUUGUUUCCUAGUUUAUGUUAGCUGUUGUUUCGCUGUGCUAGCAAACGUGAUGCAGAAGUAGCUUUGCAACCUAUACAAGCCAAAUCAGGUUGCUAGCUAACGUUAGCUAUGUUUUUACGUUAACGUUAGCCGUAGAGAGAGUUCGCACCUGUUAGACAAAACAUGUCCACAUACCGUUUGUAUCGUGCAGUGCAGCUAGUUAUUGUCCUCUCUGUACGUGUGACCCAUGCGGCCACAGAUGGAGGAGUCAACACAGAGUCUUCAAUAACAACGAACAGUCAAACAACCUAUGAGCCUUUCAGUACCACUGACCCGAUGUAUACCGUAUCAACCAAUGCAUUGGAUACUUUUGCAACUGCUUCUGCUGAAACUGUCACUCAAGAUGAUGUUUCCACGGUAACCUCGGACCUGGUGCCAUCAUCUGAAGCCACCACUGAGCCAGUCGCUGAAACUGUCCCUCCUCCUGUUGCAACUACUGCCAAAGCAAUUCUGACUCCAAAGGGUAGGUAGGUAGAUAGUUACACAUCACAAGUAUGUCAAAUAUUGUCAUAGAAAAAUACACUAGUGCACUGCAAUAGUUUUGAGAUUAACCUUUGCUGUCUUGUAGUGUGUUUAUGUGAUUUGACACCAGACUUCUGUGAUAUUGGCUGCUGCUGUGACAUUGUGGACUGCGACAUCCCUGACUUGAGCUCUGUCUUCAAUGGAUGUUUAGAUGAAAUCAUGUAAGUUAAUAAGCCUGUGAUCCAGGUUUGAUCCUCACAAGGGACGCUGCGUUCACUGCCACUGUUCGCUACAUAGGUGUCAAGUUGGGAUAUACAGUGCAUUCGGAAAGUAUUCAGACCCCUUAACUUUUUCCACAUUUUGUUACGUUACAGCCUUAUUCUAAAAUUGAUUAAAUUGUUUUUUUUCCCUCAAUCUACACACAAUACCUCAUAAUGACAAAGAAAAACAGUUUUUUAUGAAUGUUUGCAAAUUUAUAAAAAAUGUAAAACUGAAAUAUGUAAUAUACAUGAGUAUUCAGACCCUUUACCCAGUAUUUAGUUGAAGUACUUUUGGCAGCGAUUACAGCCUCGAGUCUUCUUGGGUAUGACGCUACAAGCUUGGCACACCUGUAUUUGGGGAGUUUCUCCCAUUCUUCUCUGCAGAUCCUCUCAAGCUCUGUUAUGUUGGAUGGGGAGCGUCGCUGCACAGCUAUUUUCAGGUCUCUCCAGAGAUGUUCGAUCCGGUUCAAGUCUGGGUUCUGGCUGGGCCACUCAAGGACAUUCAGAGACUUGUCCCGAAGCCACUCCUGCGUUGUCUUGGCUGUGUGCUUAGGGUCGUUGUCCUGUUGGAAGGUGAACCUUCGCUCCACUCUGGAGCAGGUUUUCAUCAAGGAUCUCUUUGUACUUUGUGCCGUUCAUCUUUCCCUCGAUCCUGACUAGUCUCCCAGUCCCUGCCGCUGAAAAACAUCCCCACAGCAUGAUGCUGCCACCACCAUGCUUCACCGUAGGGAGGGUAUUGGCCAGGUGAUGAGCGGUGCCUGGUUUCCUCCAGAUGUGAUGCUUGGCAUGCAGGCCAAAGAGUUCAAUCUUGGUUUCAUCAGACCAGAGAAUCUUGUUUCUCAUGGUCUGAGAGUCCUUUAGGUGCCUUUUGGCAAACUCCAAGCGGGCUGUCAUGUGCCUUUUACUGAGGACUGGCUUCCGUCUGGCCACUCUACCAUAAAUGCCUGAUUGGUGGAGUGCUGCAGAGGAACUCUGGAGCUCUGUCAGAGUGACCAUCGGGUUCUUGGUCACCUCCCUGACCAAGGCCCUUCUCCCCCGAUUGCUCAGUUUGGCCGGGCGGCCAGCUCUAGGAAGAGUCUUGGUGGUUCCAAGCUUCUUCCAUUUAAGAAUGAUGGAGGCCACUGUGUUCUUGGGGACCUUCAAUGCUGCAGAAAUGUUUUGGUACCCUUCCCCGGAUCUGUGCCUCGACACAAUCCUGUCUCUGAGCUCUACAGACAAUUCCUUUGACCUCAUGGCUUGGUUUUUCUUCUGACAUGCACUGUCAACUGUGGGACCUUAUAUAGACAGGUGUGUGCCUUUCCAAAUAAUGUCCAAUCAAUUGAAUUUACCACAGGUAGACUCCAAUCAAGUUGUAGAAACAUCAAGGAUGAUCAAUGGAAACAGGAUGCACCUGAGCUCAAUUUCGAGUCUCAGAGCAAAGGGUCUGAAUACUUAUGUAAAUAAGGUAUUUCUGUUUAUUUUUAAUAGAUUUGCAAACAUUUCUAAAAACUUGUUUUCGCUUUGUCAUUAUGGGGCAUUGUGUGUAGAUUGAGGAUUUUUAAAAAUGUAAUCUAUUUUAGAAUAAGACUGUAACGUAACAAAAUGUGGAAAUGGUGAAGGAGUCUGAAUACUUUAUGAAUGCACUGUAAAGUAAAUGACUGCAAUUGAUCAGAUUUCUUUAGUUAUGCAUUGCUAAAGCACAUCAAGGAACAUUGAUUUUACCAAUUGAAUUGUUUGAUGUUUUGCAGAUAUGGUGAAUGCAUUGAGAGCUGGUUGAUGUUCAGAGUCAAUGUGGAUCCUUCAUGCGUCACUGUCACAAACAAAUUUGUCUGCAUUCGACCAGAAGAGGGUAAUCUCACACACACACACACACACACAUAAAUGUUUUUACGGGUGUUUUUUCCUGAUAGUGAUCCAUCCAUUCCUUUUCUACAGAUAAAACUACAGUUUCCCAGACCCUUCCAGCUCUUGCUAAUACACCAUUGUACGCCUCAUACCACUUCUAUUGGAAGGGAUCCGCAACUUAUAGUACCCACACCAAAGAUUUCUACAGGGUAUGUUGAGAUGUGGUGUCUGUAUAAUAACUAUCUUAACCAGCGAUUGAAUCAUUCAGACAGGCGUAGUAAUUUUUCUCUCCUCUGAUCAGUCUUCUUACUUUGUCGCAGGUUGAUGACACAAUCAUGUCCCAUUUCAACAGCUCCUCCAUUCGGGGGGUCCUUCGACAGCCUUCACCAGGGGCCGCCACAUCUUCCUGUGUCGAGCGUAACCCUGCCAGUAAGAUGGCAACUGUUCAGUAGCCAAACGUUGUUGAACCUUGCCGAUAGACAUGCCAUGAAUAGAGUUGACAUGAUUCCUUCAACAUGUCAGAUAGAAAUAUGCUAUGUAGAACAUAAAUGUCUAUCUGAACGUUGGCCAACGUUGUGUCCUGCUGAACCUGCCCCUGUACUCUGAAUAAAGUAGAAAUCUUAUUUACUGCUGCAGUUGGCUGAACUGCUGGGUGGUGCUAACAGUCUUGGGAGACCUGGGUCAUGUUCAUUAGGCACCAAAUGGAAGAAAACUGACUGAAACAGGGAAGGACUACCUGGACUUGUCCAAUAAGAAUCGCUCAUUUUCGUUUUCCAUUGCGUACAUUAAUGACCAGUACUCAAGUCAUUAUUUUAUUAAAACGUUUUUUGGUUUGUUCUAUAUUUCUAUAUCUGGUCUCCCCUUGUAGGGUUCCUGCGAUCUAUUUCUCUCUCCUGCACCCGCACACUGACUCCCCAAUCCUGUGCCACAGACCCAAGUCUCAAUGCACAGUCCUACUUCAAUGGCAUCAGCCUGCUCAAGGUUAGUGUGUGUGUGCAUGUGCGUGCUCAAGGUUUGGAUGCAUGUGGACAGUAUCUCUAUAAUAUAAAUACCUUAAACACCUUGGGCCUAUUGCAACCACCAUUGGCCACUGUAUUAACACAAGAUAAGGUCUUGUUAAAUGAUCAAUACACAAUAAAAUCACCCGCAGAGCUGAUUUCAAUUGCAACCAUUAAUGGCCACUGAAUUACCGCUCCCUAAAGCAGAUGUCAGUGUUAACUUUUAGUUCAAAAUCUUUGAAGACAUUUUCACCCUCUGGUGGGUAUUAUUGAACCUGCUUAUUGAGCAGACCAAGGUUAGAUUUAACUAUUUGUCAAUCAUUCCGUACAAGGGUCGUUCCACCUCAAAAAGCACAAGAAAGACGAUUUCGACACCCACCAUCUCAGAUUGUUCUGAAAUAGUUUGUGGUUAGUAACAGAUACGAUUAGCAUUCCUGAAUCAUUAUUUUGUGGAAAUAUAAUUUGAUCUCUGAGAAAUUAAGCUAAUUGAUUGCACCCAAAUUAUCAAUUUAAAUGUAUUUUAUGGUAAAUAAUGCAAGCGACUUCAAUUACAAAUUUCUCUGAAUGGGGGGAUUUACCAGAUUCACAGGGAAUACGUUACAUAAUAUGGAGAAGCAAUACUCCAAGACGCAGCUCCAUACUACUCAUCAAACAUAGAAAACUGAUACUGGUUGUUGGGGUGGGAUUGCAUGGGGUCUGUGGGUGGCUUUUGACCAUUUAUUUGGAUUCCUCAUGUCUUACUCAUUAGUAGGAAGAAGUUUGGUCCAAAUUAGAUUUUGUGUACUAUAAUUAUUUGGUAACACUUUACUUGACACCCAGCGUCAUGACACGCUAUGACACGGUCAUAACCAUGUCAUAAUAACUGACAUAACUUGUCAUAACAUGUCAUAAUAUGGUCAUAACACUGUCUUGACCCAUAUUUACACCUGUUGUGACCAUAUACUGUAUAAUUUUAUGGCUGGUUAUGACACAAGUGUCAACCCACAUUUAUUCAAAUGUGUUUUUUUCCUGCCAAGAAGUUGCCUUCCGUUUGAAAGUUUGUUUAAGUCCUUUGUUGUUGUAAUGAAUUCUUUAGUACAUUUUUUUCAUCAUAUUUUAACCCUUUGAUGCGUAUGAUCACGUAUUUGUGAUCAUUGUUGAGUGGUCCCUGCAGCGUACGAUCUCAAAUAUGUGAUUGGAACAGUAGCAACAGAACGUAUGACGCAACAAACGUGUCUAAACAGCAUUAUUGUCUGAACAGCAUCUAUAUAUUUUUUUGUACUGGUGGAAAAUAAAGGUCUUAAACUUUAUUUGACCUUUUAUCGUAAAAGAUAAAUGCGAACUUCAUCAUCCAAGCAUCACACGGAACACAUCCACAGCCAAACUAAUUCCAUAAACCAGUCUAAAUAACAGGUUGCGCUGACAAAAAACAAAACAUAAGUUAGCGACCUAACAGCUAGACUAGUUUACAAUGUACCACAUCUCUGGUGAGCACGAGACUAAUGUAAUGUUGUUAAGAAAAUAAAUGUGUGUCAGCUAAGCUAACAUCAGCUAAAUUCUUUAUGAUGGCAGCCAUGUUUGUUUAUGUUUGACUUGGCAAAAACUCCCUAAUCCCAGAAUGCCAUUCACUAUGAGACACAAAUAAACAAAGUCAAAAAUAUGAACUUAGUUUAGCCACUUUUCAGCAUAUUACAAAUUGUUGAUGUACUUGUUACAGUGAAUACAAGAACUGGAGCACAUGACUUGACAGGUCGUUUACAGUUUUUGACAAAAUCACAAAGCAAAUAACAUGUUUUCACCUCACAGAUCAUCACACCAAAUACAAGCCUACUGCCUAGCCUAACCGUAGCGCGAAAGCUAAACAGGGAUGAAACCAUUUUAGGGGGGUUUGUGGGGGGGUUCAUUUCAUUUGUGGGGGGGUUUCAAGUCCAUGGGGGGUAGAAAUGGGGGAAGGUAUCAUGGGGGGAUAUGAUGCAGGAAAUAUUACUAUGAUGGGGGAUUUAUCAAUAAAUGGGGUGCAAACAAAACCCUGGAAAGGGGGGUCUGAGAUGGCAACCCUGAGGUACCAAAGUUACAAUCUGAUGCCACGUUCAAAACAACUGGGAACUGGGAAAUCUCUGACUUCCGACUUCAGUGCGUUCAAGACAACUGGCAACUCAGGGGAAAAACGAGCUCCGACUGGGAAAAAUAUUUUUGAACGGUUAUCCAACUCGGGAACUCUUUCUAGAGCUCCGACUUUCCGACCUGAAGAUCAUUGACGUCAUGAUUUUACCUAGUAUUUUUCAGAGUUCACAGUUGUCUUGAAAGCACCCAUAAGUCAGUCGAGUGAACUAUCUCUUGUUAUAACAUCUUUGGUCUGACAGACGCUUACGUGACAACCAGAAUGCAUUGUAUAAUGUCAACAAAUAUGGUCCCACACAUAGCCGGCAAAUAGCUUAGCAUUAGCUCAUCAUAAUCAGUACAACAUAAAAAAAAGGAUUUUACACAUACAGUUGAAGUCGGAAGUUUAUACACCUUAGCCAAAUACAUUUAAACUCAGUUUUUCACAAUUCCUGACAUUUAAUCCUAGUAAAAAUUCCCUGUUUUAGGUCAGUUAGGAUCACCAUUUUAUUUUAAGAAUGUGAAAUAUCAGAAUAAUAGUAGAGAGAAUUAUUUAUUUCAGCUUUUAUUUCUUUCAUCACAUUCCCAGUGGGUCAGAAGUUUACAAACACUCAAUUAUAAUUUGUUAGCAUUGCCUUUAAAUUGUUUAACUUGGGUCAAACGUUUCGGGUAGCCUUCCACAAGCUUCCCACAAUAAGUUGGGGGAAUUUUGGCCCAUUCCUCCUGACAGAGUUGGCGUAACUGAGUCAGGUUUGUAGGCCUCCUUGCUCGCACACGCUUUUUCAGUUCUGCCCACACAUUUUCUAUAGGAUUGAGGUCAGGGCUUUGUGAUGGCCACUCCAAUACCUUGACGUCCUUGAGCCAUUUUGCCACAACUUUGGAAGUAUGCUUGGGGUCAUUGUCCAUUUGGAAGACCCAUUUGUGACCAAGCUUUAACUUCCCACAGCAUGAUGCUGCCACCCCGUGCUUCACAGUUGGGAUGGUGUUCUUCAACUUGCAAGCUCCCCCUUUUUCCUCCAAACAUAACGAUGGUCAUUAUGGCCAAACAGUUCUAUUUUUGUUACAUCAGACUAGAGGACAUUUCUCCAAAAAGUAUGAUCUUUGUCCCCAUGUGCAGUUGCAAACCGUAGUCUGGCUUUUUUAUGGCGGUUUUGGAGCAGUGGCUUCUUCCUUGCUGAGCGGCCUUUCCGGUUAAUUCAAACUGUUAGAAAAUAAUUUGAAUUUGACAAGUUGAGACGACCUAUAGAUAAUUAGUAGGCAGCGUGCCUUGGUUUGAGGGCAGCGCGGGUAACUGUCUUGUUGCGUAACAAUCACAGUUUGGAACAGUGAGAGCAUUCUGACAUCACGCGCAUGAAAAAACUCAUGCAGGGGCAACGGUUAGAGAUAUUUGGAACUCACGCGUGAAAAGGUUAAAUAACUUGUAGAAAAUACACUUUAUGACACUGUCAUAAAGCAUUAUGACCAUCCUGUGUCGCUUUACUUGGAAUAAGAAAAUGCACCUUAUGACACUGUCAAGAAGCAUUAUGACCAUCCUGUGUCGCUUUACUUGGACUAAGAAAAUACACUUUAUGACACUGUCAAGAAGCAUUAUGACCAUCAUAAUCAUAUAAGCCAGAUAAGAGCAUGUACGUGAUAGGCCUAUGUCAGUCAUCAGUCACAGAGGGUGUCUUGUCGUGCUCCUAAAGUCUGCUCAUGCAUUCAUCCCAGUCAUCAGAAAGAGCAUGGGGGGUAGGUGCAUGUCUGACAUCAAUGUGUGCACAAUUACAAUGAUAAUUUAAUAUGGUCAAUUUCAGAACAUUUUAAAAUAACAUAAACAUACUGUUGACAAGUAGGCUAUGGUGUAAUGGAAUGUUUUGCCUUAUGUGGUAGGUUUUGUGGGUUUUGACACUCUUAUGUUAUUAUGACAUGGUUAUGACUGUCAUGACGUGUUAUGGCGCUGGGUGUCAAGUAAAGUGUUCCAAUUUAUUUAAUAUCUGAAUCCUAUCAAUUAAAAUUGCCAAUUUGGGUGCAAUCAAUUAGCUUAUUUUCUCAGAGACUAAAUGAAAUGGGGGGGGAUAUCCCUGCACUGUCCAUAUUUUAAAAUGUGUAACUAAAUCAAGCCAAUCAUAAUUGAGUUAUAUAAUUUUUAUCAAAUGAAAAUGUAGUCUAAUGAAGUUAUUUCAAAUGGCACAUUAGGCUAUAAUAUGUUUCUAUUUUACGAUUAAAUGUUUGAAUGUUAGAAUGAAAUAUGUCUUACUUUUAUAUUGUUGUACUGAUAUAAGUAUUUUACAUUCAUCAGCCUUGUGGUCUCCGAUGCUACUGAUAUGUCGUUAUUUCAUUGGGGGCGGGAAUAGAGAACCUAGACGCCAAAAGUUGCAGCUAUCUGGUGUCAACGUGAGAUCAGCUAAAUCACUGGUUUAUUCUUGUGGGUUUUGCGUUGCAAUCAAUCUUAUUUUAGCACGCAGGUGCAUGUAAUCUCCCUUUAAUAUUGUUUUAAGAAACCAGCAAUAACACAGUGCUAUGUAAGAAGUUCAACGUCUUCGUUGCAAUUGGCAACAUUUCUAUUGCCUUGUCUUUCACUGUGAAGAUUCCAGUAAUGUUAACACAUUCUACCACAACUAAUUAUUGUCGUCAUUACAGAUUCCAGUCCAUGAGAGCAUUCAGAUAUUACCAGAUAAUCUGGUAAGAUUGACCACACAUUACAGAGGGCAAAAACAUGUGACUUGUCUCAGAUUGGAUGGCACUCACUUUCUGCGGCCCCAUUCUCUAGCCUCUUUCCGAAGUGUGCACUCAUUCACUUCCCCUCAUUGAUUUCAAAGCAUUGGAUUGGUGUGAGCAUGGAGCUGGAGAGCGUCUCCACCUUAUUUCUUCUUAUACCAAUCCCAUGCUUUCAAUAUAUGCAGUGAACGAGUACAUCCUUCGGGGAGAAAGGUAAAUGAGUACAUACAGUCGCUAGUGAAAAUCUACACACACCUUGCAGUCUUCACAUUUUGCUGCCCUAAAUGAAAUCUAAAAAGUGAUUCAAUUAGAUUUUUUUCCUACCGAUCUACACAACCUACUCCACAUUUUCAAAGUGAAUGAAAAAUUAUAGAAAAUGCUCCUAAUUAAUAAAACAUAAAAAAUGAAGAUGUCUUGAUUGCAUAUGUUUUCACACCCCAUAGUUAAUUAUUGGUGGAAGCACCUUUGGCAGCCAUUGCAGCUGUGAAUAAUUUUGAAUAAGACUACCAACUUUGCACAACUCUUAGGGCAACAUACAGUAUAUCCAUUGUUUUUGUAAAAAUUGCACAAGUUCAGAAUUUGGUUGGGAAUCAUGAUGGACCGCUAUAUUCAAGCAGAUUUUAGUCAAGACUAAGACUGGACCAUUCCAACACCUCUCGGAAAGCCAUUCGGGUAUGUCUUUGGCAUUACAAUUUGUGUAAUUGGCCCACUGAAAAAUAUAACUUUAUCCCAGGGUUAGGUUUUCAGAAGACUAUGGCGGGUUUUCCUCUUUACUUGGCCACGAUCGGGAGACCCAUGAGGCGACGCACAAUUGGCCCAGCGUCGUCCGGGUUAGGGGAGGGUUUGGCCGGCCAGGAUGUCCUUUUCCCAUCGUGUUCUAGCGACUCCUGUGGCGGGCCGGGCGCAUGCACGCUGACACGGUCGCCAGUUGUACAGUGUUUUAUUCCGACACAUUGGUGCGGCUGGCUUCCGGGUUAAGCGAGCAGUGUGUCAAGAGGCCCCGUGUAGCUCAGUUGGUAGAGCAUGGCGCUUGCAACGCCAGGGUUGUGGGUUCGUUUCCCACGGGGGGCCAGUAUGAAAAAAUGUAUGCACUCACUAACUGUAAGUCGCUCUGGAUAAGAGCGUCUGCUAAAUUACUAAAAUGUAAAAUGUAAGAAGCAGUGCGGCUUGUCAGGGUCGUGUUUUGGAGGACGCAUGGCUCUCGACCUUCGUCUCUCCCGAGUCCGUACAGGAGUUGCAGCGAUGGGACAAGGCUGGAACUACCAAUUUGGAUAUCACGAAAAAGGAGUAAAAAGUACAAAAAUAAAUAACAAUCCGCUCCAAAUCAUCCAUUGUGUUUGCUAUAAGGCCGUUAAGUAAUACAACACGGCAAAUAAAUUAAAAAUGUUAGCCUAAAUUAAAAACUACAGGUUUGGGUCAAAUUCAAUACAACACACUAGUGAACCCCUCUCUAUUUUUAAGUAUUGUGGCUGCAGCAUCAUGUUAUGGGUAUGCUUGUCACCGGGAGGGACUGGAAAGUUUGUCAGGAUCUUAAAGGAUCAAACCCGCCUCAGCCUUCUGAAAACCUAACCCUGGGCUAGUUUUAUUUUUCAGCGGGACAAUUACACACAUUUUAAAGCCAAAGACACAACAUAAUAGCUUUACAAGAGGUGUUGAGUGUUCCUGAGUGGUCCAGUCUCAGUCCUGAAUUAAAUUUGCUUGAAAAUCCUAGAUAAGGUUUGAAUAUUGAUUUCCAUCAAUGAUUUCCAACCAAAUGUAUUGAGCUUGAGAAAUGUUGACAAAACAGCUUUAAUGGCUGCCAAAGGUGUUUCCACCGAGUAUGAACUCUGGGGUGUAAAGACAUACGCAAUCAAGACAUCUUUUGUUUUGAAAUGUUUAUUCAUUUGGAAUGUGGAUUGUAGGUUGUGAGAUCAGUAAAAAAUAAAAUAAUAAUCUAAUCCAGUUUUUGAUUUAAAGCAGCAACAUUUGAAGACUGCAAGGGGUGUGUAGACUUUCACUAGCCACUGUACUUUGGGGAAGGGAGUGAAGAAGUGCAUUCUUUAGGGCUUAAGGGGAAAGAUUUGGACCGCACACACUGACCUCGCAUUCUCUUCUUGUGUUAGAUCCCAGUCACUCCACUAGUUGGCCCUGGUUGGCCUAAGCCGAGAGAACAAAAUGGUUCCUGUCUCAAUGUGGUGUCAAAGGUUAGAGAUUAAACAAUCAAAUUAAACAAUUGUCCAAGAACAUUAAUACAUUUGAGAAGUUGACUGAAUAUCCAUGUAAUCUUUCUAGCUCACAUCUUCUCAUUCUUUUCCACAUGCAGGUUGACUAUCUUAUAUGGUACACAAUUAUAGGGGAGAUCACGAUGGCAACAGUAAACAUGGUCUUGGUAGACACUGACUCGGAUACGAAGCUGUUGCAGAAGCACACUGUCCGUUUCCAGGUAGGCUUUCAAUCAAUGGUGUAUAGUGCAAUUUUUAGUUUACAAACAAACAUCACGUUAGAACGAUGUGCACGCAUUCUUGCGUCAAAAAGCCCUGUUGCAGAAUAGCUAUACGCUGAUGUCGGGACUUUGACAAACUUAAAGGGAUACUUUGGAAUUUUGGCAAUACUUCCCCAGAGACAGAUUAACUUGUGGAUACCAUUUUUAUGUCUCUGCAUGCAGUUUGAAGGAAGUUGCUAACUGGCAUUAGCGCAAGGACGGGAAGUCUCUAUGGGUAUCUACUAGCAAGCUAGUUGUAGUUAUUGCGCUAACAGAUACCUAUAGACUUCUAGUCAUUGCGCUAACGCUAGUUAGCAUUGGCUCGCAAAACUACCUCUAACUACCUUCAUACUGGACACAGAGACAUAAAAAUGGUUGCCAAAAUCCCGAAGUAUCCCUUUAACAGUGAGUGGGUGAUGACCAUGAAAACACAUGACUGAUUAAAUUAAAUAUUGGAAUUUCUGUUUACUUCCUGCAUUGACUAAAUUGAAAUGGAAUUGACUCCUACCCUGGUACAGUGCAUUUGGAAAGUAUUCAGACCCCACAUUUGUUACAUUACAGCCUUAUUCUAAAAUGGAUUAAAUAGUUUUUUCCCCCCCUUAUUAAUCUACACACAAUACCCAUAAUGACAAAGCAAAAACAGGUUUUUAUAAAUGUUUCUAAAAAAUAAAAAUACAACUUAAAUAUCACAUUUACAUAAGUAUUCAGACCCUUUACUCAGUACUUUGUUGAAGCACCUUUGGCAGCGAUUACAGCCUCAAGUCUUCUUGGGUAUGAUGCUACAAGCUUGGCACACCUGUAUUUGGGGAGUUUCUCCCAUUCUUCUCUGCAGAUCCUCUCAAGCUCUGUCAGGUUGGAUGGGGAGUGUUGCUGCACAGCUAUUUUCAGGUCUCCAGAGAUGUUCGAUCGGGUUUAAGUCCAGGCUCUGGCUGGGCCACUCAAGGACAUUCAGAGACUUGUCCUGAAGCCACUCCUGCGUUGUCUUUGCUGUGUGCUUAGGGUCGUUGUCCUGUUGGAAGGUGAACCUUCACCCCAAUCUGAGAUCCUGAGCACUCUGGAGCAGGUUUUCAUCAAGGAUCUCUCUCUACUUUGCUCCGUUCAUCUUUCCCUCGAUGCUGACUAGUCUCCCAGUCCCUGCCACUGAAAAACAUCCCUAAAGCAUGAUACUGCCACCACCAUGCUUCACCGUAGGGAUGGUGCCAGGGUUCCUCCAGAUGUGACGCUUGGCAUUCAGGCCAAAGAGUUCAAUCUUGGUUUCAAUAGACCAGAGAAUCUUGUUUCACAUGGUGUCCUUUAGGUGCCUUUUGGCAAACUCCAAGCGGGCUGUCAUGUGGCCUUUUACUGAGGACUGGCUUCUAUCUGGCCACUCUACCAUAAAGGCCUGAUUGGUGGAGUGCUGCAGAGAUGGUUGGCCUUCUGGGAGGUUCUCCCAUCUCCACAGAGGAACUCUGGACCUCUGUCAGAGUGACCAUCAGGUUCUUGGUCACCUCCCUGACCAAGGCCCUUCUCCCCCGAUUGCUCAGUUUGGCCGGGCGGCCAGCUCUAGGAAGAGUCUUGGUGGUUCCAAACGUCUUCCAUUUAAGAAUGAUGGCCAUAUUGUUCUUGGGGACCUUCAAUGCUGCAGAAAUGUUUUGGUACCCUUCCCCAGAUUAGUGCCUCGACACAAUCCUGUCUCGGAGCUCUACGGACAAUUCCUUCAACCUCAUUGCUUGGUUUUUCCUCUGACGUGCACUGUUAACUGUGGGACCUUAUAAAGACAGGUAUGUGCCUUUCCAAAUCAUGUCCAAUCAAUUGAAUUUACCACAGGUGGACUCCACUCAAGUUGUAGAAACAUCCCAAGGAUGAUAAAUGGAAACAGGAUGCACCUGAGCUCAAUUUUGAGUCUCACAGCAAAGGGUCUGAAUACUUAUGUAAAUAAGCUAUUUGUUUUUUAUUUUAAUACAUUUGCAAACAUUUCUAGAAACCUGUUUUCACUUUGCCAUUAUGGGGUGUUGUGUGUAGAUUGAUAAGGAAAACAAUUAAUUUAAUCCAUUUUUAGAAUAAGGCUGUAACGUAAACAUUUUUGGGAAAAGGGGAAGGGGUCUGAAUACUCUCCGAAUGCACUGUAUGUCUAUUGUAUCAAUGCUAUGGUUCAAUAUUCAAAUGUAAUUGAAAGUCAUCUCUUUCUCACAGUUAGCCACACCCCCUCCGACUCCUGAACCAACCCCUGUGGUGGGACUAACAGUGGGGUCUCCAGUGAUUGGUCAGUUUGGCGAAGCAGUCCAACCUGUAUCCUUACUUCGGGAAUAGCAUACAUCAUGACAUGCAGAGACAAUGUUUUUCAUUUUUUGCCAUACUACUUCUUGAUAUACAGAGACAUACUAUUUGUUGAUAUACAGAGACAUGUAUGCGACUUUGUUUAAUUUAAAAACUAUUCAGAGAAGACAACUGAAUAUCAGUAAAAUCAAUCAGUAAAAUCAAUGGGCCUACACUACAGUCGCUUUGAAGAAUUUUACAUAACCUUGACACUAUGUACUGAAUGUUAUUAUUAGGGGUGCUGACAGCAAAGCUGCAAGAAAACCUUUUGUUUUUGAUGGAAUCAUUUUUUUCUUCUGAUUAUUCUUUCGCACUUGUUGCAAUAUCACAAUGCGCGAUUGGUAAAAACAAUUAUUAUACUUUGGCAAUAUGGCCAAUAGGUGGUGCUGUAAUAAGCAUUCAAAGUCUACUAAGGCUCAGCCGCAGUGCCCUGUUUGACGUAUAACCACGAAGCUUGGUAUAUCAAUGUUUCUCAUCAUAACGAACAAAUUUGACUCAAGGUUUUUCCACCAUCCUGAAUUAUAAAUAAAAUCUUCUUCUCAUGAACUGUAAAACUGUUUGACUCGGAACUCCAAAUAUACAGUAUGUUCACCAUGUCAGUCGUUAAUCAAUUUGAAAAAAUCUAAAUGAUAUAAAAAGACUAAGGGUCAGCUCCACCCCCCAGUUACACAUGCAAGCACAACACUUGGUAUGAGUGUUUCUCAAUUUAAGGAACAAUUCUGCCUCAUGGACCUGACUGCCGCAAUCUUGGAUUUUCAACCAUCUUGGAUUUUUUAUAACAUCUUCAAAAAUCAUCUCAUGAACCGUACAUCAGAUUGACACAAAACUCAGAAUGUAUGUCAAUCAUGUCUGUCUCUAGUAGGUUUGAGAAGAGUUAAAGGACAAUUCCACACAAACUAUCUUUUGAUAUUUGUUUCAUUGUUGACAUAGUCCCAAAAUGUUUUUCUUGGCAGCACUCACGUUUCCAAGAUAUGUAACUUUCAAAAUAAAGAAAUAAGCCCCGUAUGAAGCAUUUAGGAAAAUAACUACUUUCUAUUUUCCAUUUUUUUUUGUCCUCAAUUAGGCUUAAAUCCUAAUUUCACUUCUUUUCAAUUCAUCAACUUGAAACUUGCAUAUAUCAUGUUUUGAAUUGUUACAUGUACACGAGGGAGGAUGUAUAAUGCUUCCAUGCAACUGUCUCUUUAAGCCUGCUCAUAGCCAGCACCACGUUUCAUUGCUGCUUGCAGCUAUAUUUAUUUUUCCAUUCUUAUACUGCACUGCAUUGGUUUAAAUGGGGUGAGGCGUAGUGCCAAUAUACUGAGUGAGUUCCUGUUCUUUGACUCAGAUUCAGCUAACUGUUCUGGGUGUGUCACUGGGGGGAGAGUGCUCUAUUAACCCCAGCACCCGCAUGCCCAUCCUUUUCACUCACAACACCAUCACAGGCUGUACCUUCAGGUGAGACUACACUACCUAUCCAUCAUGCUCAUCCCUUAGUGACAGUGUCCUGUCCACCUGGCUUUUCCGUUUGUAGUUUUAUAUACAGUCGGGUCCGAAAUUAUUGGUGCCCUAGAUAAAGAUGAGCAAAAAAGACUGUAUAAAAAAACCAUAAUACAAAUAUUGAGCUAUAUUGUAUGCUCAAAAAUUCAGGAAAGUUCUAUUAUUUUAUACUAAUACAAUUGCUCAGAGAAAGAUUAUAUGAUUAACAAGUAAUGUUUUUAUCUCAAAGAUAUGGGUAAAACUUAUUGCCACCCGUUUUCAAUACCUCACCUUGCGAGGAUGUAGGCACUGAGCCUUUUCUAAAAUGUUUUAUGAGAUUGGAGAACACAUGGGAGGGAUCUUAGACCGUUCCUCCUUACAGAAUCUUUCCAGGCCCUUGUAUUAUUUACUUUUUUUAGCAUACAAUACACUGAUUGUACAAAACAUUACAAACACCUCGUUCCAUGACAUGAAAGCUAUGAUCCCUUAUUGAUAUCAUCUUCAAUCAGUGUAGAUGAAGGGGAGGAGACUGGUUAAAGAAGGAUUUUUAAGCCUUGAGACAAUUGAGACAUGGAUUGUGUAUGUGUGCCAUUCAGAGGGUGAAUGGGCAAGACAAAAGAUUGAAGUGCCUUUGAACAGGGUAUGGUCGUAGGUGCCAGGCACACUGGUUUGAGUGUGUCAAGAACUGCAACGCUGCUGGGUUUUUCAUGCUCAACAUUUUUCCAUGUGUAUCAAGAAUGGUCCACCACCCAGGUCAUCCAGCCAACUUGACACAACUUUUGGAAGCAUUGGAGUAAACAUGGGCUAGCAUCCCUGUGUAACGCUUUCUAUACCCGACGAAUUGAGGCUGUUCUGAGGGCAAAAGGGGGUGCAACUCAGUAUGAAGGUAUUCCUAAUGUUUUGUACACUGUGUAUAGCUCAGUAUUAGUAUUAUUAAUUUUAUAAAGUCUUUUUUGCUCAUCUUUAUCAAGGGUGCCAAUAAUUUUGGACCUGACUGUACAUCCGUUACAAUCACGUUUGUUGAUGAUGUGGCAAUGAGACAUACUUAUUUGUUAAUCGUCUUGCUUUUCGAAAGUAUUCACCCCCCUUGGCAUUUUUCCUAUUUUGUUGCCUUACAACCUGGAAUUAAAAUUGAUUUUUUGGGGGGUUUGUAUCAUUUGAUUUACACAACAUGCCUACCACUUUGAAGAUGCAAAUAUAUACUUUUGUGAAACAAACAAGAAAUAAGACAAAAUAACAGAGAACUUGAGCGUGCAUAACUAUUCCCCACCCCAAAGUCAAUACUUUGUAGAGCCACCUUUUUUCAGCAAUUACAGCUGCAAGUCUCUUGGGGUAUGUAUCUAUAAGCUUGGCACAUCUAGCCACUGGGAUUUUUGCCCAUUCUUCAAGGCAAAACUGCUCCAGCUCCUUCAAGUUGGAUGGGUUCCGCUGGUGUACAGCAAUCUUUAAGUCAUACCACAGAUUCUCAAUUGGAUUGAGGUCUGCGCUUUGACUAGGCCAUUCCAAGACAUUUAAAUGUUUCCCCUUAAACCACUUAAGUGUUGCUUUAGAAGUAUGCUUAGGGUCAUUGUCCUGCUGGAAGGUGAACCUCCGUCCCAGUCUCAAAUCUCUCGAAGUCUGAAACAGGUUUCCCUCAAGAAUGUCCCUGUAUUUAGCGCCAUCCAUCAUUCCUUCAAUUCUGACCAGUUUCCCAGUCCCUGCCGAUGAAAAACAUCCCCACAGCAUGAUGCUGCCAACACCAUGCUUCACUUUGGGGAUGGUGUUCUCGGGUUGAUGAGAGGUGUUGGGUUUGCGCCAGACGUAGCAUUUUCCUUGAUGGCCAAAAAGCUCAAUUUUAGUCUCAUCUGACCAGAGUACCUUCUUCCAUAUGUUUGGGGAGUCUCCCACAUGCCUUUUGGCGAACACCAAACGUGUUUCUUAUUUUUUUCUUUAAGCAAUGGCUUUUUUUGGCCACUCUUCCGUAAAGCCCAGCUCUGUGGAGUGUACGGCUUAAAGUGGUCCUAUGGACAGAUACUCCAAUCUCCGCUGUGGAGCUUUGCAGCUCCUUCAGGGUUAUCGUUGGUCUCUGUUUGUUGCCUCUCUGAUUAAUGCCUACCUUGCCUGGUCCGUGAGUUUUGGUGGGCGGCCCGCUCUUGGCAGGUUUGUUGUGGUGCCAUAUUCUUUCAAUUUUUAAAUUACAUUUACGUCAUUUAGCAGACGCUCUUAUCCAGAGCGACUUACAAAUUGGUGCAUUCACCUUAUGGCCAGUAGUACAACCACUUUACAAUAUUAUUUUUUAUUUUUUUAUUUUUUAGGGGGGGUGGGUUGGGGUAAGGGGGGGUAGAAGGAUUACUUUAUCCUAUCCCAGGUAUUCCUUAAAGAGGUGGGGUUUCAAAUGUCUCCGGAAGGUGGUGAGUGACUCCGCUGUCCUGGCGUCGUGAGGGAGCUUGUUCCACCAUUGGGGUGCCAGAGCAGCGAACAGUUUUGACUGGGCUGAGCGGGAACUAUGCUUCCGCAGAGGAAGGGGAGCCAGCAGGCCAGAGGUGGAUGAACACAAUGCCCUCGUUUGGGUGUAGGGACUGAUCAGAGCCUGAAGGUACGGAGGUGCCGUUCCCCUCACAGCUCCAUAGGGAAGCACCAUGGUCUUGUAACAGAUGCGAGCUUCAACUGGAAGCCAGUGGAGUGUGCGGAGGAGCGGGGUGACGUGAGAGAACUUGGGAAGGUUGAACACCAGGCGGGCUGCGGCAUUCUGGAUGAGUUGUAGGGGUUUAAUGGCACAGGCAGGGAGCCCAGCCAACAGCGAGUUGCAGUAAUCCAGACGGGAGAUGACAAGUGCCUGGAUUAGGACCUGUGCCGCUUCCUGUGUAAGGCAGGGUCGUACUCUCCGAAUGUUGUAGAGCAUGAACCUACAGGAUCGGGUCACCGCCUUGAUGUUAGCAGAGAACGACAGGGUGUUGUCCAGGGUCACGCCAAGGCUCUUCGCACUCUGGGAGGAGGACACAACGGAGUUGUCAACCGUGAUGGCGAGAUCAUGGAACGGGCAGUCCUUCCCCGGGAGGAAGAGCAGCUCCGUCUUGCCAAGGUUCAGCUUGAGGUGGUGAUCCGUCAUCCAUACUGAUAUGUCUGCCAGACAUGCAGAGAUGCGAUUCGCCACCUGGUUAUCAGAAGGGGGAAAGGAGAAGAUUAGUUGUGUAUUGUCAGCGUAGCAAUGAUAGGAGAGGCCAUGUGAGGAUAUGACAGAGCCAAGUGACUUGGUGUAUAGCGAGAAUAGGAGAGGGCCUAGAACUGAGCCCUGGGGGACACCAGUGGUGAGAGCACGUGGUGCGGAGACAGCUUCUCGCCACGCCACUUGGUAGGAGCGACCGGUCAGGUAGGACGCAAUCCAAGAGUGAGCCGCGCCGGAGAUGCCCAGCUCGGAGAGGGUGGAGAGGAGGAUCUGAUGGUUCACAGUAUCAAAGGCAGCAGACAGGUCUAGAAGGAUAAGAGCAAUAAUAAUUAAUAAUGGAUUUAAUGGUGCUCCGUGGGAUGUUCAAAGUUUCUGAUAUUUUUUAUAGCCCAACCCUGAUCUGUACUUCUCCACAACUCUGUCCCUGACCUGUUUGGAGAGCUCCUUGAUCUUCAUGGUGCCGCUUGCUUGGUGGUGCCCCUUGCUUAGUGGUGUUGCAGACUCUGGGGCCUUUCAGAACAGGUGUAUAUAUACUGAGAUCAUGUGACACUUAAAUAAAGUCCACCUGUGUGCAAUCUAACUAAUUAUGUGACUUCUGAAGGUAAUUGGUUGCACCAGAUCUUAUUUAGGGGCUUCAUAGCAAAGGGGGUGAAUACAUAUGCACGCACCACUUUUCCGUUAUUUAUUUUUUGAAACAAGUAAUUUUUUUCAUUUCACUUCACCAAUUUGGACUAUUUUGUGUAUAAAAAUCAAUUUAAAUUACAGGUUGUAAUGCAACAAAAUAGGAAAAAACGCCAAGAGGGAUGAAUACUUUUGCAAAGCACUGUAGUUGAGUAGUCACAGCAAUUAAUUUACAGUACUCAAGUAUGAGCUUCUUUCGAGGUACAGAAAGUUAACUUUUCAGAGAACUAUCCCUUUAAAGAAAGUCCCUGAACCUCUUUUCAGCAUUUAGUUCCUUAUUUUCUGUCUCUCUCAUUCUUUGUCAAUACUCAGUUCCCCCUCGGGUAACUGCUCUACGCUGCGCUCCCAGCUCUAUAGGGUCCUCCGGGGGGUUGCCACACCCAACCUGGUUGCCAUGACCGUGGGGUCACAACCAGACUGGGCAAGAGUCAUCACACAGGCAUGCUCUGUGACACCACAGGUGAGUCUGUUAAAAGGAUAGUAAACUAUCACUUUAAUGCUUUACCUCAGCCAGACUCUUAAUUUACUCAUUUCAAUAUUACAGUUAGCACACGCCAACGGCACAGAGUGAGAGAUGACAUGAGUAGGCAAUCAUGCUCUUGUCUUAAAGGCACAGUUACUUCCAAAAUCAACGUUUGCUUGAUGUUUUCAGACCUAAAAAAUGAUAUUCUGUUGAGAUAGCUAGACUACUUUUGAAGUCUGAAAACAAACUUGUGUUGGGCUGAACUGUCCCUUUUUAAGUCUAUCGGUGUGUUGAUAUUCCUCAAUGUCAUCAGUGUGUUAGAAAAAGUUACUUCAGGUAAUUGAGUUUUUAUUUACUGUAAUAUUCUGUGGAAUACUAGAUGUGUCACGCCCUGGCUCCGGGGACUCUUAAAAGUUGAGCCAGGGUGUGUAGUGUCUGUUGUUUGUUCUAUGUUCUAGUUCAUGUGGUUCUAUGUUGGCCGGGGUGGUUCCCAAUCAGAGGCAGCUGUGGCUUGUUGUCUCUGAUUGGGAACCAUACUUAGGCAGCCUGUUGUGCACUUGUCAUUUGUGGGAUCUUGUUCCGGAGAGGUUUGUGUUUUGUUAAUCUUAGGACUUCACGUAUCGUUUUGUUAUAUUUGUAAAGUACUCAUUAAAAGAUGUACGCAUAUCACGCUGCGCCUUGGUCCGUUACUUAUGACGAUCGUGACAAGAUGCGUGACUGGCGUAUGACUAUGGAAAGUAUUCACACCCCUUCACUUUUUCCACAUUUUGUUACGUUACAGCCUUAUUCUAAAAUUGAUUAAAUAAAUAAAAAUCAAUCUACACACACACACAAUACCCCAUAAUGACAAAGCGAAAAUAGGUUUUUAAAAAUAUUUGCAAAAAUAAUUAAAUUACAUUAAAUACCUUAUUUCCAAUAAUUAUUCAGAACCUUUGCUAUGAGACUCGAAAUUGAGCUCAGGUGCAUCCUGUUUCCAUUGAUCAUCCUUGAGAUGUUUCUACAACUUGAUUGGAGUCCACCUGUGGUAAAUUCAAUUUAUUGGACAUGAUUUGGAAAGGCAAACACCUGUCUAUGUAAGGUCCCACAGUUGACAGUGCAUGUCAGAGCAAAAACCAAGCCAUGAGGUUGAAGGAAUUGUCCGUAGAGCUCCGAGACAGGAUUGUGUCGAGACACAGAUCUAGGGAAGGGUACCAAAACAUUUCUGCAGCAUUGAAGGUCCCCAAGAACAAAGUGGCCUCCAUCAUUCUUAAAUGGAAAAAGUUUGGAACCACCAAGACUCUUCCUAGAGCUGGCCGCCAGGCCAAACUGAGCAAUCUGGAGGGAAGGGCCUUGGUCAGGGAGGUGACCAAGAACCCGAUGGUUACUCUGACAGAGCUCCAGAGUUCCUCUGCGGAGAUGGGAGAACCUUCCAGAAGGACAACCAUCUCUGCAGCACUCCACAAUCAGGCCUUUAUGGUAGAGUGGCCAGACGGAAGCCAGUCCUCAGUAAAAGGUACAUGACAGCCCGCUUGAAGUUUGCCAAAAGGCACCGAACGGACUCUGACUAUGAAAAACAAGAUUCUCUGGGGCCGGGGCGGCAGGUAGCUUAGUGGGUAAGAGCGUUGUGCCAGUAACCAAAAGGUCGCUGGUUCUAAUCCCCGAGCCGACUAGGUGAACAAUCUAUCGAUGUGCCCUUGAGCAAGGCACUUAACCCUAAUUGCUCCUGUAAGUCGCUCUGGAUAAGAGAGUCUGCUAAAUGACAAAAUUAAACCAAUAUUUAACUAUUUGGCCUGAAUGCCAAGCGUCACGUCUGGAGUAAACCUGGCACCAUCCCUACGGUUAAGCAUGGUGUUGGCAGCAUCAUGCUGUGGGGAUGUUUUUCAGCAGCAGGGACUGGGAGACUGGUCAGGAUCGAGGGAAAGAUGAACGGAGCAAAGUACAGAGAGAUCCUUGAUCAAAACCUGCUCCAGAGCGCUCAGGACCUCUGACUGGGGUGAAGAUUCACCUUCCAACAGGACAACAACCCUAAGCCAAGACAACGCAGGAGUGGCUUCGGGACAACUCUCUGAAUGUCCUUGAGUGGCCCAGCCAGAGCCCGGACUUGAACCCAAUCGAACAUCUCUGGAGAGAGCUGAAAAUAGCUGUGCAGCGACGUUCCCCAUCCAACCUGACAGGGCUUGAGAGGAUCUGCAGAGAAGAGUGGCUGAAACUCCCCAAAUACAGGUGUGCCAAGCUUGUAGCGUCAUACCCAAGAAGACUCGAGGCUGUAAUCGCUGCCAAAGAUACUUCAAGAAAGUACUGCGUAAAGGGUCUGAAUACUUAUGUUUUCUUUCAAAACUGUUUUUGUUUGGUCAUCUUCCUCCCGGGGAAGGACUGCCCGUUCCAUGAUCUCGCCAUCACGGUUGACAACUCUGUUGUGUCCUCCUCCCAGAGUGCGAAGAGCCUUGGCGUGACCCUGGACAACACCCUGUCGUUCUCCGCUAACAUCAAGGCGGUGACCCGAUCCUGUAGGUUCAUGCUCUACAACAUUUGGAGAGUACGACCCUGCCUUACACAGGAAGCGGCACAGGUCCUAAUCCAGGCACUUGUCAUCUCCCGUCUGGAUUACUUUAACUCGCUGUUGGAUGGGCUCCAUGCCUGUGCCAUUAAACCCCUACAACUCAUCCAGAAUGCCGCAGCCCGCCUGGUGUUCAACCUUCCCAAGUUCUCUCACGUCACCCCGCUCCUCCGCACACUCCACUGGCUUCCAGUUGAAGCUUGCAUCUGCUACAAGACCAUGGUGCUUGCCUACGGAGCUGGGAGGGGAACGGCACCUCCGUACCUUCAGGCUCUGAUCAGUCCCUACACCCAAACGAGGGCAUUGCGUUCAUCCGCCUCUGGCCUGCUGGCCCCCCUACCUCUGCGGAAGCACAGUUCCCACUCAGCCCAGUCAAAACUGUUCGCUGCUCUGGCACCCCAAUGGUGGAACAAGCUCCCUCACGACGCCAGGACAGCGGAGUCACUCACCAACUUCCGGAGACACUUGAAACCCCACCUCUUUAAGGAAUACCUGGGAUAGGAUAAAGUAAUCCUUCUAACCAUCCCCCCCCCCCCCCCAAAAAAAAAAAAAAAAAAAAAAAAAACAUAUUGUAAAGUGGUUAUCCCACUUGGCUAUAAGGUGAAUGCACCAAUUUGUAAGUCGCUCUGGAUAAGAGCGUCUGCUAAAUGACGUAAAUGUAAAGUGUGUAGAUUGAGGGGGGUUAAUUAAUCAAUUUUAGAAUAAGGCUGUAACCUAACAAAAUGUGGAAAAAGUCAAGGGGUCUGAAUACUUUCCGAAGGCACUGUAUAUGGGGGAUAGAACCUUCACAGCUCUGCAGAUUUUGCUGCGAAGAGAGUCAUUAGAUGUAGCUUGAUUUUGGUUGCAGGUUCAGCAAUGGCUGAAGAAUUGCAACAUUUACCUGGAGUUAACUCUGAAAAUAGCACUGCUGAGUGAUCUGAAAAGUAAUUGUCAAUUGAUCAAUAAUAUAAUUCUCUUAGCAAAAAUGUUUAUUUAAUUUACAAUCUGUAGAAACUAUGAGAAUAGAAAGAUUCAGAACUUUUGUGAAACAGCACAGUUGAAAAAUAUAUGUUAAAUAGAAAUCAAAACUGGAUAGUGUUCAGAGAUAGAUGGGAGGGGUUGAGAGGAGCUGAAGGGUGGGACUAAAAAACAAAAAAAAACAAGAUAACAUGUAAAAUAUACACUGUGUCCAUAAAAUGUAUAUAGUAUGUAUAAGCUGGAAGUAGAAUCCUAAGUAUUGUUGUCCAUUAGUUUACUCCAAUUAGGGGAGGGAUGGUAGGGUUAGGGGAAAAUAAUAAAGAAGGAAUAUGUACUGAACAAAAAUAUAAAACGCAACAUGCAACAAUUUCAAAGAUUUUACUGAGUCACAGUUUAAGGAAAUGUGUCAAUUGAAAGAAAAUAAUUGUGACCGACCGGCUCAAAUCUUAUGUAGCAAAAUUUGAAAUGGUGUUUUUUACAAUGGAUAAAAGUAGACACAGAGCUACAAAAUGGUACAGUGGGGAAAAAAGUAUUUAGUCAGCCACCAAUUGUGCAAGUUCUCCCACUUAAAAAGAUGAGGCCUGUAAUUUUCAUCAUAGGUACAUGUCAACUAUGACAGACAAAUUGAGAAUUUUUUCAAAGGACACCAGAAACAAAAUUGUAGACCUGCACCAGGCUGGGAAGACUGAAUCUGCAAUAGGUAAGCAGCUUGGUUUGAAGAAAUCAACUGUGGGAGCAAUUAUUAGGAAAUGGAAGACAUACAAGACCACUGAUAAUCUCCCUCGAUCUGGGGCUCCACGCAAGAUCUCACCCUGUGGGGUCAAAAUGAUCACAAGAACGGUGAGCAAAAAUCCCAGAACCACACGGGGGGACCUAGUGAAUGACCUGCAGAGAGCUGGGACCAAAGUAACAAAGCCUACCAUCAGUAACACACUACGCCGUCAGGGACUCAAAUCCUGCAGUGCCAGACGUGUCCCCCUGCUUAAGCCAGUACAUGUCCAGGCCCGUCUGAAGUUUGCUAGAGUGCAUUUGGAUGAUCCAGAAGAGGAUUGGGAGAAUGUCAUAUGGUCAGAUGAAACCAAAAUAGAACUUUUUGGUAAAAACUCAACUUGUCAUGUUUGGAGGACAAAGAAUGCUGAGUUGCAUCCAAAGAACACCAUACCUACUGUGAAGCAUGGGGGUGGAAACAUCAUGCUUUGGGGCUGUUUUUCUGCAAAGGGACCAGGACGACUGAUCCGUGUAAAGGAAAGAAUGAAUGGGGCCAUGUAUCGUGAGAUUUUGAGUGAAAACCUCCUUCCAUCAGCAAGGGCAUUGAAGAUGAAACGUGGCUGGGUCUUUCAGCAUGACAAUGAUCCCAAACACACCGCCCGGGCAACGAAGGAGUGGCUUCGUAAGAAGCAUUUCAAGGUCCGGGAGUGGCCUAGCCAGUCUCCAGAUCUCAACCCCAUAGAAAAUCUUUGGAGGGAGUUGAAAGUCCGUGUUGCCCAGCGACAGCCCCAAAACAUCACUGCUCUAGAGGAGAUCUGCAUGGAGGAAUGGGCCAAAAUACCAGCAACAGUGUGUGAAAACCUUGUGUAGACUUACAGAAAACGUUUGACCAGUGUCAUUGCCAACAAAAGGUAUAUAACAAAGUAUUGAGAAACUUUUGUUAUUGACCAAAUACUUAUUUUCCACCAUAAUUUGCAAAUAAAUUCAUUAAAAAUCCUACAAUGUGAUUUUCUGGAUUUUUUUCCUUCUCAUUUUGUCUGUCAUAGUUGACGUGUACCUAUGAUGAAAAUUACAGGCCUCUCAUCUUUUUAAGUGGGAGAACUUGCACAAUUGGUGGCUGACUAAAUACCUUUUUUCCCCACUGUAUAUCAUACACUGCAUUUUUGAGGAACAAUGGGAAAGUAAUUCUGCUUUGAAUGUUGAUAAACUUGUAAACUCACUUUUGAGAAAAUGGCCUUUUGAAUGUUUUGGUACCUACUGGAGAGCUCUCCUUUGUCUACACCCAUUCAGCAUUGUUCACACCCUCUUAAGCCAUCCCCACCCAUCUCUUUAAGGAUUCACAUGUGAGGUCAUGUGCUAAACAGUGAGUCGUGUAGUAAAGAUUAAGACUAAAAGUGGUAAAAGUAGUAGCCUACAAUAAGGAAAAAUUCAAGGUAAACAGAAAGUGUCCAGACGUGUGUGUGUUAGAAGAGAGUCAUUUGAAUAGAGGUACUGAAGAUAGUGCUGAUGACUGGUCUGUCCGAACCACGCAUGAACAAGGGAAUCUAUAUUCGGAGAGCCUGUUUCUGUCCUGCCCUUUUUCUUUGGCGCAGGGCAUGUGAUGUCCAUAGCCUCUACGUCGCAAAACUCCCUGAUCUUCUCAAAAAGAUAAGUUUGUCUAGCUGUGUCCAGUCCGGGUGGUGCUUGUACAGACCAUCUAUGGGAGGAAGGAUGUCAGCUUUGCGCAGCAGCUGAAACCUGGUCCUGACUGACUCCGAACGCUCCUUGGCAACAACACCAGGCUCCAGAGCAUCGAAGCUGUAAAACAGGAAAUAACAAAACAAAAAAUGAGAAGACAUUACAACCUUGCACAACAUCAAUUCACCUCCCAAGUUUAGAUAAGAAGAAUAACCUCAUACAAUGCAAUGAUAUUCACCUGAAGUGCUAGUACUGCUUGAUCUGAGCUUUCCACCAAAGUGUUUGUGUCCUGGGUGGGUGGCGUCCUGGUAAUACUAUUGCAUUAUCCUCUGCGUAGUUGUUGAUGAAGUUAACCACUCGAUGCAAGUCCUCGUGCUUCAGAUGUAACCUGUGCUUGCUUGGGCCAGCUCUCUUUUUGAUGGGAGGCAUCAGACCAUUCUCCUUGUAUGACUGGUGGAGGAGAGUCAGGCGUGUUCUACUGAUGGUGAAAGACAAAUUCCAGAUACAAAUAUUUUAGCAUUAUUAUACAAUAGAUAGCCGUAAUCACCAUCAGACACACCUGGCUAACUUGAUGGGUCGUCAGCUAGCUAGCUAACAGUAAGCUUUAACUUGGACUUUUGUUUAGACAUGUAACUAGCUAGCUAAACAAUUAAACACAAUCCCAAUCCAUAGAGUACUAGCAAUACAAACUGAUUGUCAUAGCUAGCUAAAGUUAACCAAAUAAGUAAAAUGUUAGCUAGCGAAACAUUAGGCUAUAACUAGCAAUGCGAAAAUGGCAUAAUAUCUGAAACUGUAGCUAGACUCUUACCCGUAUACAUGGAUGAACGCUUCACUGCAACCGCUUUCAUUAAAUAAGACGUCCUGUGUCGUUUCCGUUUUGUUUGUACAGCUUGCUUGGCCCGUUGUGUCAAGUCACUCUGGUUCACACUGAGUGUGUGCAAUGCCAUUAGAAUCAUCAGCCUUCUGUGUUCUCUUUUCAACUCCCUAUGCAUUUCCAAUCAAACGGCAGAAUUCUAUUCAUCUCCUUAUCAUACUCUGCUUCUACCAGACAUUCCACUGAUUUCAAAACUCGGUCAACUUCUUCCGUGACAACACUGUUGAUCGCCGUUUCUUCCCCAUCACUGUCAUCAGAAGACUACAAUGUCUUCUUCAAUUAAAAUGAUUUUACCUGAAUCUGGGAUUUCCUCAUCGUCUGAUUCAUUUUCAGAGUCAGAGUGAGUCAGCAUGGCACGAUCGUCCUCCAGAAAGUAGUCCAUCACAACUUUUUCCCACUGACCUUUGUUGAUAGCGCCUGAUAAAUUCGGGGCAGAAAUGUUAUUGAGCGCAGUAGCAACAUAUUUGCAGUUCUCCAUGACUAACGUUAUAUCUUUCGAAAAAACUGCAGUAGAAAGGAGUAUCUACGCAUAACGAGCAGCUCAUUUUAUAGACACAAGCUGCUACACCGCAGACCAAUCUGAAACGCAUGUCCAGCCCACUCAUUAUCUCAGCCAAUCAUGGCUAGCGGGAAGGUUCCCGUCUAUUUCUGUGGCUAAACUGACUAGGCUUGUAAUUUAACAACUUUAUUUGUAUUUACAGAUGGCCUACAAGUUUAUUAUUAAGGCAUGAAAGUUCAAAUGUUCCAGAAGGCAUUUCUGCCAAAAAGCACAUUGAUUAUAAAACAUUUUAAAAUUCAAAUGGCUCUCCUGUGAAGUCGUGACUUGCGAUAUACGCCUAGUUUCCUGAAACGGGUCACAAUUAGGCCCUAAUCUAUGUAUUUCACAUGACUGGGCAGGGGUGCAGCCAUGGGUGGGCCUGGGAAGGCAUAGGCCCACACACUUAGCAGCCAGGCCCACCUACUGGGGAGCCAGGCCCAGCCAAUCAGAAUGAGUUUUUCCCCACAAAAGGGCUUUUUGCAGACAGAAAUACUCCCCAGCAAAAAUAUGGGGGAUUGGAAAUUAUGCAGAUAAUUACAUUGACCGAAGCCACAAUCUAUCUGCAAUAUUAAAGCUGAUCAUGGCUUAAGCACUGUAAAUAUACACAAAUAAAGGCAGAGAAUGACAAUUGAGAUUGCAUGUGAUUAACACAUUUCUGUUAAUUACUAUAGCUCCCACCUUAGGCCAAUCAGUGUAAUUUUGUAAAUGCUGGAUCUCUAUGGCAAGACGCUUCAUUGACCUAAGUUUAGUCAAAAUCGGCUCAGUGCUGUCAGAUAUCGUGUGUGACUAACGUACGAACGAACGGAUGGAGACAGAUCGACAGUCCCCUCCCCGAUUUCAUCGUGGGGGACAAUAAGGCUAUAAUAACCUAACUAUAUGGUGAAGUUGCAUACAGAAAUAGAAUUCAGAACAACUGUAUAGGAAAUACUGAAAUGUUCACAUUAAUUAUGAACCUCGGGAGGCAGUAAUGCCGAAAUACAGGUAGUGUCUCAAUAUAGGAAUAAGCUAAGCCAGCAUAUGACGACCUAGCAAGUAGCAGGCUAAUUAGCAGAAACUUCUAUACAAGGUAAAUAACAGAUAGUGCUUAAUUGUCAUCACAGUAACAACCAAUACAAGGUCAUGAAUUUACUUUAGCAGUUACGCACAUUGGUGUACACAACACAAUAAUAUAAAGGGAAAACAAUAAGGGAGUGUACAUUAUUUAUAAUAAGGGUUACCUGGAGAAAAUCGGACCUCUCCAAAAUGAAAAUGGAUGUCCCUCCCUACAGCAAAAUAUAUUUUAAUUAAACCCUCCCUAAAUGCUUGAAAAAAAACAAGUGACCCUCCCCUAUACCCAAAAUAAUAAUUAACACAAAGUGGAUAGCAGAGAACAUGCCUACCGUUAACCCUCUCUCCUAGGACAGACCAGAGACUUAGGUGUGCAGUUUUAGAAACUGUUCUUCGUCCUGGAAGCAUUGCAUGGCAACGCAGGAAUUUUGAUACAUUUACAUUUUAGUCAUUUAGCAGACGCUCUUAUCCAGAGCGACUUACAGGAGCAAUUAGGGUUAAGUGCCUUGCUCAAGGGCACAGACAGAUUUUUCACCUAGUCGGCUCGGGGAUUAGAACCAGCGACCUUUCGGUUACUGGCACAACGCUCUUAACCACUAAGCUACCUGCCGCACGCAGGGCCAGAAAGUAGUGGGUUCGCAGACCCCCGUGGACAAGAAUAGGGGUAGAAAGAUCUCCUUUAUAGUAAAAGCAUGAAUCUAUCAUGGUAUUUGCGAGUCAGAGAAAAAGUUGCCUUUUAUAAACAUUUCAUGCAAUUCUACGUCAUUAUACAUGACUGGAGACCUUUGCAGAAUCUUUUUUAAUACACAAAUUACUGAAAUUACAGGCUAAGAAUGGACAGAGAGAUAGGCCUAUGCGUUCAUCUUAUCAGUGUCUUGUUUGCAACAAAACUGUCCCUGUUUGCAAAUAAUUAAAUCUGAGAUGUCAUUAUGAAUCUGAGCAUGGUACUUUCAAAAAUUAGGCCUACCUUUCCACCCCAGACAGAGUAGGCCAACCGACGCAGAAAAAUUUGAGGUUUAACUGCUGGCUACUCUUCUUCCAUGGCUUAACCCAACAAGAGAAGGUCAUCAGUGUUUCCCUAAAAGCUGUCUGGGUUUAAACAUCUUAUAUUGUACAGAAAGUAAAUUGCUUAAUCAAUUGAUAGUAACAGAAUUAGAUUUCUUCCCAAGCAAAGUACAUUUUUUGUCUCCUCGGCUAUAGAAUGUUAUAGCUCAGCCUCUGAAUGUCAAAGAAACUAAACAAAGAUAUUCCCAUAUGCAUCGGAGUCACGUCUUAACAGCCAUUCACUGACACAGAGGUAGGCUAUUUAAAAAGUGCAUGGUGGGUGGCGGAAUUGGCAGACAAAUCUAUGGAUAGCAGCCUAUAACUUCAUUUAAUCUGUCAAACAGGUAGGCCUACCUCUUAUUUUUAAACAGGACAAAAAAGUAUCCAACACAAAGUUGUUAGUAAAGUCAAAUUAAAAUGAAGACUGUUUAAAUGAAUUAUGCCUACUCGAAUUUGCCUAUUAUCAGCACCAUUAGCUGUCCAUUUCCGAUUGAUUGUGCCGCAGCUGCCGCUUCAAGUUUCAGCACCAUAAUGUAAAUUAUCUGGCUUAUUGUGAGGUCAUCAACUCUGACAAAUACAUCAUGGGCAAGAAACAUUUUGUUUAUAUUCAAAUCAAUUAUAGCAGGAGCAAGCUAUCAAAAUUGACUUCAGGUCCACCUCAUUUUCGCUCUCUCCUCAAACUGAACAUGACCGCCUAAUCAAAAAAGUUAAGAGGAAAAGCCUUCGACUCUCCUCCUGAACUGCCAUCGUAGGCCUACACAGCACAGCCAUUGUUUAGGAAGCACAAAAAAAGGUUUUGAUCAACAAGAGCAGAGCAACCCGGGGAUCAGGGUUGGAAUAUCUAUUGCAGUGUGUAAUGCAGCCUAGUUUUUUUUACACCAUCCCAGCAGCGCAAAAGACUCGAGAAAGACGUGCAUUUUCUUAGAAAUACACCAAAAGUAUGUGGACACUCCUUAAAUUCAGUGUAUUUGGCUAUUUCAGCAACACCCGUUGCUGACAGGUGUAUAAAAUCGAGCACACAGCCAUGCAAUCUCCAUAGACAAACGGUGGCAGUAGAAUGGCCCGUACUGAGGAGCUCAGUGACUUUCAAAUGCCACCUUUCGAACAAGUCAGUUCGUCAAAUUUCUACCCUGCUAGAGCUGCCCAGGUCAACCGUAACUGCUGUUAUUGUGAAGUGGAAACGUCUAGGAGCAACAACAGCUCAGCCGCGAAGUGGUAGGCCACACAAGCUCACAGAACGGGACCGCUGAGUGCUGAAGCGCGUAAAAUCGUCUAUCCUCGAUUGCAACACUCACUACCGAGAUCCAAACUGCCUCUGGAAGCAACGUCAGCACAAGAACUGUUCGUCAGGAGCUUCAUGAAAUGGGUUUCCAUGGCCGAGCAGCCGCACACAAGCCUAAGAUCACCAUGCGCAAUGCCAAGCGUCGGUUGGAGUGGUGUAAAGCUCGCCGCCAUUGGACUCUGGAGCAGUGGAAACGCGUUCUCUGGAGUGAUGAAUCACGCUUCACCAUCUGGCAGUCCGACGGACAAAUCUGGGUUUGGUGGAUACCAGGAGAACGCUACCUGCCCCAAUGCAUAGUGCCAACUGUAAAGUUUGGUGGAGGAGGAAUAAUGGUCUGGGGCUGUUUUUCAUAGUUCGGGCUAGGCCCCUUAGUUCCAGUUUAGGGAAAUCUUAAUGCUACAGCAUACAAUGACAUUCUAGAUGAUUCUGUGCUUCCAACUUUGUGGCAACAGUUUGGGGAAGGCCCUUUCCUGUUUCAGCAUGACACUGCUCCCGUGCACAAGCAAGGUCCAUACAGAAAUGGUUUUUCGAGAUCGGUGUGGAAGAACUUGACUGGCCUGCACAGGGCCCUGACCUCAACCCCAUCAAACACCUUUGGGAUGAAUUGGAACGCCGACUACGAGCCAGGCCUAACCGCCCAACAUCAGUGCCAGACCUCACUAAUGCUCUUGUGGCUGAAUGAAAGCAAGUCCCCGCAGAAAUGUUCCAACAUCUAGUGGAAAGCCUUCCCAGAAGAGUGGAGGCUGUUAUAGCAGCAAAGGGGGGAUCAACUCCAUAUUAAUGCCCCUGAUCUAGGGAUGAGAUGUUAGAUGAGCAGGUGUCCACAUACUUCUGGCAAUGUAGUGUAACUUUGCACUGUGCUUCUCCGAGCAUGGCCUAUGGAUCAUUUGAUUGAGACCACACUAAAUAGCCUAUACGCACACUUGAUAUUACGCCCAGCAGAGAAUCAGAGAUGAGGGGCGGCAUCGGGCACACAUCGAUAUAUAGCCGAAUAAGUAACUUAUUCUGAAAUAUUGACAUUUCAUCAAUUACAUGACCCCUGGAUUAGAUUGAAAAAAUACUAAACCCUCCCCCUGACUGAAGUUGAAAAAGCAUGACCCUCCCGCCAUUUUCCUCCAGGUCCCCAUUCUGUACAUUUUUCAAACCAUCCCUAAAUGGUUAGUGCUCUCCGGGAUCCUUGGGAUGUCCCUAACCUUAACCAUAACCCUUACCUAACAUUUUUACAUUUACAUUUUAGUCAUUUAGCAGACGCUCUUAACCAGAGCGACUUACAGGAGCAAUUAGGGUUAAGUGCCUUGCUCAAGGGCACAUUAACGUCAUUUAGCAGACGCUCUUAGCCAGAGCGACUCACAAAUUGGUGCGUUCACCCUAUAGCCAGUGGGAUAACCACUUUACAAUUUGGGGGGGGGGGGGGGGGGGUUAGAAGGAAUACUUUAUCCUAUCCCAGGUAUUCCUUAAAGAGGUGGGGUUUCAAAUGUCUCCGGAAGGUGGUGAGUGACUCCGCUGUCCUGGCGUCGUGAGGGAGCUUGUUCCACCAUUGGGGUGCCAGAGCAGCGAACAGUUUUGACUGGGCUGAGCGGGAGCUAUGCUUCCGCAGAGGAAGGGGAGCCAGCAGGCCAGAGGUGGAUGAACGCAAUGUCCUCGUUUGGGUGUAGGGACUGAUCAGAGCCUGAAGGUACAGAGGUGCCGUUCCCCUCACUGCUCCAUAGGCAAGCACCAUGGUCUUGUAGCGGAUGCGAGCUUCAACUGGAAGCCAGUGGAGUGUGCGGAGGAGGGGGGUGACGUGAGAGAACUUGGGAAGGUUGAACACCAGACGGGCUGCGGCAUUCUGGAUGAGUUGUAGGGGUUUAAUGGCACAGGCAGGGAGCCCAGCCAACAGCGAGUUGCAGUAGUCCAGACGGGAGAUGACAAGUGCCUGGACCAGGACCUGCGCCGCUUCCUGUGUAAGGCAGGGUCGCACUCUCCGAAUGUUGUAGAGCAUGAACCUGCAGGAGCGGGUCACCGCCUUGAUGUUGGCGGAGAACGACAGGGUGUUGUCCAGGGUCACGCCUAGGCUCUUCGCACUCUGGGAGGAGGACACAGCGGAGUUGUCAACCGUGAUGGCGAGAUCAUGGAACGGGCAGUCCUAACCAUUUUAAAUGUCAGUGGGGUAGGGAAGUUCCAAUGAUCCCGGAUAGCAAGGGCCAUCCCUAAAUGGAGCUGCUAUCAGAUGCAGGCUUGCAUCAGGUGGAAUGCCGCAGAUUAACUAAAGUCUGUGAAGCCACGAGAGGGAGUGCAAGGCCGUGUGCAACCGGAGAUUGCGCAAUACACAGAAGAUUGUCACUCAACAGGGGGCUUUUCUACACAUUCAAUGUACAUGUAUAAAUGUCUUCUCUCUUCCCUCUGUCUCAGGAGUCGUCGUGUGAGUCCGGGUGUCUCCUCCCCCACUCCCUGUCUGUCCAGGUGCUGUGGGCUCAGACAGGUCUCCUGGUCUUUCCCCAGAAGUACAUCCUAGGGGCCAAAUACCUCUUCCACUGUCAGAGGGUCAAGGUAAGGGUCAAGCAUGUCUCCUCUUGGAGUCGGUGAGCAGUUUUCAACCUCUCCAUAUCCUCUAGUCCCCUCAAAUUCAAUUCUGGACCUCGAAUCCAGUUCCACUGCUUUUUACCCCCCCAUUCUUCCCCUCUAAUCAGGGACUUAUUUAGACCUGGGGACACUUGGUGGGUGCAAUUAAUUAUCAGGUAGAACAGAAAACCAGCAGUAGUCUGGUCCUCAUAGGGUAAGAUUUGAAUACCCCUACUCUAGUCUCUGUUCAUUUAGUUUAAAUUGGUGGGUGUCCUCCAACCUCCUUUGCCAUUUUAAAGGGAUAGUUCACCAAGGAAAGAAAUGUGUAAUUUCGGUAAACUAUCCCUAUAACGUAUGCAUAAACCUCAUAAGGGCUUAUGACCUUAUGAUAUUUUCUGUAGUUGUGCUGAGCAGCUCUCACAACGCCAGGAGAAGUGUUAAACUUCUCUGGAACCACAUUAAUAUGAUACAGCUGCAGUCUUUUGAGAUAUGCCACUGCAAAAUAAAUGACCUGGAACCCCCAUUGUUUCCCUCUCAACCACCUUCUUCCCCCUGCACACUGUCUUUCUCCUCUUCAGUGUCCCCUCGUCUCGCCUUUCGCUGUGACCACAGAGGUGAUGUUUGUUGACACUACUGUCUACCCAGAACCCCCCAGGGGAAUGCCACAGCCCAAGUGGAAGUUUCCGUUUGACUUCUUCUCCAGAGGGACAGGCGAGCUGGAUGGACAGACUGUCACCACCAACAGUAGUGACCUCAGAAAGCUCACGUGGGAUACAAUGUUGGUUGCACUACUACUGUUGGGUUGGUUUCACUAA
Molecule: messenger RNA, 32991 nt
Organism: Coregonus sp. 'balchen'
Lineage: Eukaryota; Metazoa; Chordata; Actinopteri; Salmoniformes; Salmonidae
Source: the annotation of a GenBank genome assembly